This is a messenger RNA of Trametes versicolor FP-101664 SS1, 1266 nucleotides long. RefSeq lists its product as uncharacterized. NCBI's taxonomy places the organism in Eukaryota, Fungi, Basidiomycota, Agaricomycetes, Polyporales, Polyporaceae. The transcript is spliced from 10 exons. Bases 1 to 1266 code for a protein of 421 amino acids. The record is from RefSeq and is a predicted model, not a curated record.
AUGAAUGGUCAAGCCUCUCCAGUUUCGGAACUCAUUGCGGAAAUCAUCACCGGAGUGAGGGAUAUCCGCUACACCCAGCUCGUCUCGUUCGUAUGUAUCGAGCGCGAAGUCGAGCUCAUCUGGAAGAAGCGGUGGUCCGUCAUCAAAUUUGCCUUUCUCUGGCAUCGGUACUUUGGGCUAUUGUGUGUGAUUCUGCAAGUAUACGGUCAGCAGCCCAUGGAGCCACUGCUGCAGGUCGCCUGCUCUUUCUGGUUCUACUGGGAAACCUGGGGCUAUUGCGCGGUGCUGUUCACUUCGGAAGCUGUGUUGCUACUAUGGAUAUACGUUGUGUACAACAAGAACCGCUGGGUUUUGGCCGUCAUGGGGGCAUGCUAUGUCGCGGAAGUCGCUAGCGUGCUUACUAUCCUCGCGAUCUCCUUCGAGAACUUUGAAGCUAGCGCAUUGCAUUUCCUCGGCGUUGAGUACUGCGUUAUGGGCGACUUCCCGACAACCUUCCGACUGCUAUGGGUGCCUAUUCUGGCCUACGACACACUCCUGCUGCUCCUCUUUCUCUACAGAGGUUGUCGGUCCACGUUGGGCUGCAACCGAAAACACUCAUACAGCCACGACAGCCUACUUGACAUGGUUUACCGCCACUCAUUACUCAAUUUCCUUGCCAUCUUCGGAACCUACUUAGCCUGUGCAGCCAUCUGGCUCACCAGCCCCCUCGGCCUGUACCAGAUCCCCGUCGGCUUCGCGCUCGCGCUCAGCAUCACGAACUGCACGCGCCUGUUGCUCAACAUCCGGCGCGCGUACUACUCCGGCGCAGGCGACCCGCUCCUCUUCAACAUCCGCGACAUCCCCAACACAGGCGCGAACACCCCGAACAUGCUCGACGCGCCGCCCUCCUCCACGUCCCUCAUACCCCUCACGCCCCCGCCGAUACCCAUGUCCCCGCUCUCCGCGACCUCAGGCUUGUCUGGAGAGACCCUGCGCGAGCGGAGCGUCACCCCGAUCAACACCCUCCGGCUUCCGGCGCCUCACAAGCGCGCGAGUGCGCAUGCGCAUGCGCUGAGGAUAUCGAUCGCGACGACGUCGUCGGAUAUGAUCCAGGUCGCACCGCGGUAUGCUCACGAGUAUGAGCGCGCGGAGGAGGCGGAGGGGGAGCAGGGGCGCGAGGUGCCGCGCGCGGUGUACGUUACCCCGAACCUCGACUCUGAGUGGUGGCAGUAUGAGCUGCGGGAGAUGCGCGCGGACCCGGAGAUCGCGUCGGGCGAGGCUCUUUGA